Cynoglossus semilaevis (tongue sole) is the source of this 2045-nucleotide messenger RNA. RefSeq names its product coactivator-associated arginine methyltransferase 1 (gene carm1). The transcript has 16 exons. The record is from RefSeq and is a predicted model, not a curated record. Gene Ontology annotation, biological process: peptidyl-arginine methylation, to asymmetrical-dimethyl arginine; chromatin remodeling. NCBI's taxonomy places the organism in Eukaryota, Metazoa, Chordata, Actinopteri, Pleuronectiformes, Cynoglossidae. The coding region runs from base 207 to 1973 and encodes 588 amino acids. Gene Ontology annotation, molecular function: histone H3R2 methyltransferase activity.
CGUCAAACGUGUCCUAUAAACGCACUAAAUCGCUCACACAGCCAAGGUAUGACGUAUUCUUCCGUGUAGCGUCAAUACCCGCUUUGAUCCAUAGAGUGUCGCUGUUGGCGCCUCUCCGUGUGGCGGGUGCCCACUCUGCCUCCAGCAGAGAGCAGUGCGCGGUUGGAUGUGAGCGCCAGCGACCUGUCUCGACUUCCAGAUCGAAGAUGGCGGUCUCGGUGUUCCCCGGCGUGCGGCUCCUCUCUAUCGGAGACGCGAAUGGAGACAUACAGCGACACUCGGAGCAGCAGCCACUGCGGCUAGAAAUCAAAAGCACACAAGACGCAGCCCUCAUCAAUCUCUCCAAUGGAGACGAUGCCAGUGUUUUCAAGUGUUCAGUUUCCAGGGAGACAGAGUGCAGCCGCGUAGGGAAGCAGUCGUUUAUCAUCACGUUGGGCUGCAACAGUGUCCUGCUGCAGUUCUCCUCACCUGGAGACUUUCAGUCCUUUUAUAAUAUCCUGAAGAACUGUCGCGGUCACCUUGGCGAGCGCUCAGUCUUUAGUGACAGAACAGAAGAGUCAUCAGCUGUACAGUACUUCCAGUUUUAUGGCUACCUCUCCCAGCAACAGAACAUGAUGCAGGACUAUGUUCGGACAGGGACCUACCAACGGGCUAUUCUCCAAAACCACUCUGACUUCAAGGACAAGGUCGUCCUGGAUGUCGGCUGUGGCUCCGGGAUCCUCUCUUUUUUCGCAGCUCAAGCGGGAGCCAGGAAGGUGUACGCUGUGGAGGCCAGCACCAUGGCCCAGCACGCUGAGGUGCUGGUCAACAGUAACCGUUUAGGCGAGCGCGUGGUGGUCAUCCCCGGGAAGGUGGAGGAGGUGACGCUGCCGGAGCAGGUGGACAUCAUCAUCUCAGAGCCAAUGGGCUACAUGCUGUUUAACGAGCGCAUGCUGGAGAGCUACCUGCACGCCAAGAAGUUCCUCAAACCCAACGGGAAGAUGUUUCCCACCAUCGGUGACGUCCACCUGGCCCCCUUCACAGACGAGCAGCUCUACAUGGAGCAAUUCACCAAGGCCAACUUCUGGUAUCAGCCCUCGUUCCACGGUGUGGACCUGUCAGCCCUGCGGGGGGCAGCUGUGGACGAGUACUUUCGUCAGCCAAUCGUGGACACCUUUGACAUCCGUAUCCUGAUGGCCAAAUCUGUCAAACACACAGUCAACUUCUUGGAGGCCAAAGAGGAUGAUCUUUACAGGAUAGAGAUUCCCUUUAAGUUCCACAUGAUGCACUCUGGCCUGGUCCACGGACUGGCGUUCUGGUUUGAUGUGGCGUUCAUGGGAUCAGUGAUGACGGUGUGGCUGUCCACAGCUCCCACUGAGCCUCUGACCCACUGGUACCAGGUGCGCUGUCUGCUUCAGUCUCCUCUCUUCACCAAGGCUGGAGACACGCUGUCUGGCACAGCACUGCUGAUAGCUAACAGGAGACAGAGCUACGACAUCAGUAUUGUUGCCCAGGUGGACCAGACAGGAUCAAAGUCCAGCAACCUCCUGGACUUGAAGAACCCCUUUUUCAGGUACACGGGCACCACCCCCAACCCUCCCCCCGGCUCACACUACACUUCCCCAUCUGAGAACAUGUGGAACACAGGGUCAGCCUACAGCAUGAGUCAGGGGAUGGCUGUGUCAGGUGACCACACACAUGACCUCAGGAUGCCUGCAGCUUAUGACCUCAGCACAGUCAUUGGCAGCGGCCCCUCAGUGUCUCACAACAACCUCAUCCCCUUAGUAAACACAGGAAUUGUAAACCACACCCACUCCAGGAUGGGCUCCAUCAUGAGCACAGGGAUCGUGCAGGGAGCCACCACGGGCCAGUCGGGUCCCAGCAGCAGUGGUACCUACUACCCUGUCACCAACCAGUUCACCAUGGGGGGCGCCGCAAUCUCCAUGGCGUCACCGAUGGUCAUCCCGAGCAACACCAUGCAUUACGGCAGUUAAGACGAGGACGACAACAUCGGAGUCCCCGAACCCCAGCAUGAGAAAAGACCCCCCCCCAAAACACACACACAC